Molecule: messenger RNA, 328 nt
Organism: Staurois parvus
Lineage: Eukaryota; Metazoa; Chordata; Amphibia; Anura; Ranidae
Source: the annotation of a GenBank genome assembly
GAAUAUCUGUUACCCAAGCCGAGGGUCAGAUCAGGAGAGCAGGUGAGAACAUCUAUUAGCCAAGCCGAGGUCAGAUCAGGAGAGCAGGUGAGAACAUCUGUUAGCCAAGCCGAGGUCAGAUCAGGAGAGCAGGUGAGAACAUCUGUUAGCCAAGCCGAGGUCAGAUCAGGAGAGCAGGUGAGAACAUCCGUUAGCCAAGCCGGGGUCAGAUCAGGAGAGCCGGUGAGAAUAUCCGUUAGCCAAGCCGAGGUCAGAUCAGGAGACCAGCUGAGAAUAUCCAUUAGCCAAGCCGAGGUCAGAUCAGGAGACAGCUGAGAAUAUCCAUUAG